Papaver somniferum (opium poppy) is the source of this 936-nucleotide messenger RNA. Its product is annotated as probable serine/threonine-protein kinase CA_C1728. Gene Ontology annotation, biological process: protein phosphorylation. Gene Ontology annotation, molecular function: ATP binding; protein kinase activity. The transcript has 3 exons. Lineage: Eukaryota; Viridiplantae; Streptophyta; Magnoliopsida; Ranunculales; Papaveraceae. The coding region runs from base 1 to 936 and encodes 311 amino acids. The record is from RefSeq and is a predicted model, not a curated record.
AUGGGGUUCGAUUGGAUAAAGAGGGUGAGAUUCAUCAAAAGAACAACUACUGCAAUUGCUUACAUGCACCAUGAUUGCAUUCCUGCAAUAGUUCACAGGGACAUAUCUAGCAACAAUAUUUUAUUGGAUUCUGAGUAUGAAGCUCGUGUUUCUGAUUUUGGUACCGCGAGGAUUUUGAAGCCAGAUUCAUCCAAUUGGACUUCACUUGCAGGAACCUAUGGAUAUGUUGCUCCAGAGCUUGCAUAUACAAUGAAGGUGACAGAAAAGGGCGAUAUUUAUAGCUUUGGGGUGGUCAUAUUUGAAGUACUAAUGGGAGGGCAUCCAUCUGAACUCAUCACAUUAAUCUCGCAAAUUCUUUUGCAAUCUUCAUCUGCGAAUGUGACGCAGAGUAGUGGUAAAGAUGGUCAAGCAAAGAAACGGAGAGGAAGAAAAAAGGGUAGGAAGAACAAAGACCAGUAUUCCGACAAAGAAGACGAAGGACCUAUAACAGAUGAAGUGGACACAUACCUUGAUUGUCGAUAUGUUUCGGGUUCAGAGUCAUCGUGGAGAGUUCUCAAUUUCCCUAUCCAAUUUAGGAACCCAAGUGUUGAGAGGCUUCCUUUUCAUUUAAAAGGUGAACAGUACAUUUACUACAAUGGUAAAAAGGACCUAAAAGUUGCGAUGAAGAAGGUCGAUCCUAAUGCAACAAAAUUUCUUUGUUGGUUUGAAGCCAAUACAAAAUAUCCUAAGGCAAGAGAUCUCACGUACGUGGAUUUUCCAAAGGAUUUCAUUUGGUGUAAAAAGAAAAAGGAAUGGUGGGAAAGGCAACGGGGAUCCAAAAUCGGUGGUGUUUACUACGUUAGUCCUGCUUGCGGAGAAAGAUAUUAUCUGCGCAUACUUUUGAACAUUGUAAAAGGACCGCAGUCGUAUGGGGACAUUUUAACCUUCAACGGAUAG